Physella acuta is the source of this 5391-nucleotide messenger RNA. Its product is annotated as ubiquitin carboxyl-terminal hydrolase 16. Gene Ontology annotation, molecular function: zinc ion binding; cysteine-type deubiquitinase activity. The record is from RefSeq and is a predicted model, not a curated record. Lineage: Eukaryota; Metazoa; Mollusca; Gastropoda; Physidae. Gene Ontology annotation, biological process: protein deubiquitination.
UUUCCUGUUGAAAAAGUAAAUUGACAAAACGAGAUCUAGACAGAAGAAUCAACAAAUGAUUUAUUUGUUUCAAUAAUAUUAGAAAUACGUUAUUAAUUAGAAUAAGUAGUAUUCGUUGAGCCCUAUAUGGACGAAUGAUUGAUAUAGGGCUUGAGAAACUUAAAUUCCCCUAAUGAGAGUAUUAGAAGCUGAUCCAUCAAUACCUUAUAAGAUGGGGAAAAAUAAAAAGCAUAGAAUACGCAAAACUAAAGAAAAUGAAGCUGAUGAAUCAAGUGACGAUGGAUUGCAAAACGGAGGGUGCCCGCACACGUCUAAAGCUGUCAACCUCGCAGCAAUGAGAAAAGUAGUUUUGAAACCAACAGUUUCCCUGGGAGAAUGUUCUAGUUGUAGUAAAGAAGCCCCUAACUCUUCAUCCCGCGAUUUAUUUGGUGGUGUAAUAGAAGGUCAAGUCCAGACAGCUGAUAGUGAUGAGAUGGACGGGGCAGAAACUACUGUUUGUAUAUGUUUACAGUGUGGUCAUCAGGGCUGUGAUCGCAACUCCUUAAACAAGCAUGCCUUAAAACACUACAAAACUCCUCAUUCUGGUAUACAUUGUAUAACUGUCAACCUGACUACCUGGUCUACUUGGUGUUAUAUUUGUGAUGAUAAUGUCCCAGUAAACGGCAGAAUCCAGUCUUGUAUAGACUUUCUCCAAAAACAAUCUGGAGUUAGUAAAACAGAUCUAGGUCAAUUAGCAGGUUAUCCAAUAGAAAGUCCGACAGAGUCUGUGAUAGUCAACAGUGCAUGUAGUAAAAACUCUGCCCCAGUAUCGUGUAUCAAAGUCAAGGGUUUAAGUAAUCUUGGAAACACUUGUUUUUUUAAUGCUGUUAUGCAGAGUAUCAGCCAGACGAGAGGCCUGGAAUCUCUGCUGGUAGAUGGGUGUAAACAAGGCAGGUUGUGUACCAUACCUGGUCCUGAUAGGGGCCUCGAGUCAGAUAGUGGUUCCAGUGAGGAAGAGGACAACAGCGAUGAUGACAUGGAGGAUAAAAUGAAAUCUUUGCCAAGUAUACAAACAACAUAUGGGGAGCCUGGGUCUGUAACUUUGGCUCUGCUUAGUUUCCUUCAAGAAAUGAAAGGUGGCACAACAAAGAAUGGCACUGUCAAUCCUACAGCUCUGUUUGCUCAAGUGUGUAAAAAAGCGCCACGAUUUAAAGGAUUUCAGCAGCAAGAUAGCCAUGAGCUGUUGAGGUACUUAAUAGAUUCUGUCAGGACAGAGGAGAUCAAGAGAGGACAGGCAUCCAUUUUAAAAUUCUUCAAGCUACCAGAGAGCAUCAGUCCAAAGAAAGUGGAUGAAGAAACAAAGUUUAAGGUCAAAGAAUAUGGACGACAAGUGAAGCACACAUUUCUAGACAGCUUGUUUGGUGGUCAGUUGGUCAGCACAAUUAAAUGUGAAGAGUGUAAAAGUGUGUCUCAGAUCUGUGAAGCUUUUCUUGAUAUAUCCCUGCCUGUCAUGGAAGAAAAACCCCAAAGACCUAAUCUGAUUUUGAUAGGAAAGAAGAAAGAUUCUAUCAGUCUUGCAGACACCCCUGAAGACAAUGCUGCCACACUCUCACCAGUAGCUCAGGAUCUAGGCUCUGACAAACCCAGCAAAUAUCAGGAGAGGAAAAAUAAACGCUUGGCCAAAAAAGAUGCUAAACGCAAAUCAAAAUCUUUCAAGGCCAAACCAGGUGAUGCGGAUACUAAAGAAAAUCAUGAGGAAAAGCCUGAUGAAGGCAGUGACGAGGGUAGCAAAGCUGAUGUGGAUAAAGACACAAGUCUGGCAAGUCCAGAUGACUCACCCAGCGUAGACUCUGUAGCCAGAACUGAGAACAGCUCACCUGAGGGCAGCAAAGAUGGCAUUGAUGGAAAUGACGAUGAGGAUGAUCCCUCUGAUGCAGAUGUUGAGGAUAACAUAGAGAGUGACAUCCAUAGACUGAAUGAGUCCCCUGCUUCAGACAGGACUCAACAUUCUGAUAGUCAGGAGGCUGGUGGUGACCUCGUCAAAAUAUUAGCUGGAAAUACUGAGAGCCUUGAAGCUGUCGUUGAGAUGAAGGCAUCAGCUGAGCCUCAGGAAACUGAUGAUGUGAAGGCAUCAAGUUGCAGUCAUGAAGCUGGUGGUGACCACAUAAAGGCAUCACCUGGACUUCAGGAAGUGUGUGGUGUUGACCAUGUGAAGACAUCAAGCUGCAGUCAUGAAGCUGGGGGUGACCAUGUAUCGGCAUCACCUGGACUUCAGGAAGGUAGUGGUGUUGACCAUGUGAAGACAUCAAGCUGCAGUCAUGAAGCUGGUGGUGACCAACACAAAGUUGAUACCACACAGCAGAAACAUGAUCAAGAUAUUGAAAAAGCCCACACACCACAUCUUAAACUGAGCCAGGCAGCUGAGAAUAACAAUAACAAUGGUGGUAUGUUGAGUUCCCACCCUUCCACAGAAGUGGUGCCAAGCGGUGAAGUAAAUGUCAAGCUGACCAGUUCCGUGGAUGAAUUAGACACCCUGUGUUCUCGUCUGGAGAGUGUGGCCAAGAUGAAUGGCCUGGAUGGUUCGUGUAUUUCCUGCCAGGUUAGUGUCAACAACUCACAGACCAUCCACCUGGCCAACGGUGUGGGCAGGCUGACCCUGGUUGACAGUGACAUUAAACUGUCUGAUGGCAGCGGUGGUGAGCCUCAGGUGCCAGCCACUAAGAAAGGACAUGAGAGGUCUAAGUGUGGUGUUCACGCUAAAGAGGAAGUCAGUGCUACAUUUAACUUGCAUGCUGGCCACCAGGAGCCCAGGUCUGUAGACAAAGUGGAAGAGGCUGAGGGUGCUUUGAAUGAGGACAGUCAUCAGCACAAUAUACUCAAAACUAGACAAGAAUACCUGAGGGAGGCCAAAAGUUAUUCCAUGAAUACACUUGCUCCAAGAUACCACCCAUCACCUAAAGAGUGUUCCAUCAUGUCCUGUUUGAACCAGUUCACUGCUGCUGAACUUUUAACUGGCUCUAACAAGUUUGGUUGUAAGGAAUGCACAAGAAGAAAGCGAAAUAAUUCUCACAAAGCAGGUGACAAAAAGGUCAAGGACACAGUAUACUCUAAUGCAAACAAGCAGUAUUUAAUAUUUCGUCCCCCUGCUGUUUUAACCCUGCACCUCAAGAGGUUUGAGCAAACUGGACUGACAUCAAGAAAAGUAAAUCGCCAUGUUGAUUUUCCCUUGGUGCUGGAUCUAGCACCCUAUUGUAGUUCACUGUGUCUGGGUGUAAAAGAAGGCCAAAGUAAAGUGUUUUAUUCUCUGUAUGGUGUGGUAGAGCACAGCGGGCGUCUGAGUGGUGGACAUUACACAGCUUACAUCAAAGUUCGUCCUGGCAUGCCACAUUACACACACUUUCUACACACCAUUCCACCAGGACCUUUAGAUCUACUCAAUGUGUACCUGACUAGAGUCAUGAAAAAUAAGGACAACAAUGACAGAGAGAAAACAGAGGAAGUUGACAAGGAUAUUGAGGCUUGCGCAGAAAGCUUGGUCCCACCUGGCCGCUGGUUCCACAUCAGUGACAGCAGGGUCAACGAGGUCCCAGAGUCUGAGGUUCUAAGAGCGCAGGCUUAUCUCUUGUUUUAUGAAAGGGUUUUUUAGGUGCGUUGAUAAACUAGGAUAUUGUUGUCUCUCAAGUGGUCCAUAACAGACGAUUUGAAAUGUGUAGAUUUUCUUUCUAGGCAAAUAUUAUACAAGACAGCAUUGUAGCAAGUAAGAAACUUAAUUGUAGCGAUGUUGGUCAAAAAUUUUUAACAUUAUGGUUUGUUGAAUUUCUUUAAAAAUAACCUGCAUAUGAAAUCUUGAUUAGGCUAGUACCAAAAAACAAAUGUGUAGAUUAUAAAUGUUGUAUUGAAGUUCAAAUAUCUUAAAAUACAAAAACAAACUAAAAAAAAACACAUCAAAAGAUAAUUUUUUUAUAAUACUAUUUAUUCCUCUAUUAUGUGGCACAUGUAUAGAUAAAAUAAGGGUAGAAUAAUUAGCACAUGUGGCCAGUAAAUGUAGUGCCAUUGUUUGAGAACUAAUGUAAUGUUAUUUUAUGUACAGCUAAAGAAAUAUCCAUGUCCUUGUGUGUAUUUUUUAUCUGCAAUAUUUUUUAUAGACCAGUUCAAAUAAAACAUUGUAAAUAUUGAUGUUAACAGAUCAAGUCAGUGUAUUUAAAUGAACUUGUUUACUAGCAGACAGCACAGCUUUUUUUUAGUCCCUGGGUGUUGUUUAGCACUUUAACUGUUUCAAAAUUAUUCUUUCUACUUUUUUAAAGUUCUCAUUGUUUUAAUGUUACUGUCAAAUGAGAUGAUUGAAUCAAUAUUUUUGUGUACAUUUUUAAGAGCUUUGUACAAUUAUGAAAUUUCAACAGGGUUAGCACUUUUAAAAUUUAUACUUUAGAAGUUAGAUUCUCCAAAUAAUCCUAUCAGUAAAAUUCAUCAACCGACUUCAAACAAAUUCUCAUUCCACUGAGGCAACAAAGAUAAUGGGUAUAACUGGCAAUCAUUGUUGUAUGAUAGAGAAAAAAAAUGUCUGAGACCUUUCUAUGAUCUCAACUCAGGUACAUUAUCACAUAGCUUACAUUCAGUGUGUACUAGUACUUGUGCUUUAGGUUUGUUUUCAUAUAGGUUGUUUUACAUAAAUAUGUACUGGUGUUUCUAGUUAAUCAUUAGCCCUUUAUUUCAGUUUCAUGUCUUUUUGUUGCUCCAUUCAACUGGUACCUCUAGUUUAGGACUAUUACACAGCCUUUUAAAAAAAAAAAAGAUUCAUACCUCAAGUGUAAGAAAGUUAAUGCACAGCUGUUGCUUGUUAUUUUUUUUUAAUGUUAAUUAGCCAUGAAAAACUAGUUUAAGCUUGUUGCUACAGAGCCUAUCUUAUGUUACAACAAGCGCCAUCUUGGUAAUUCUAACUUAGGUUUAUUGCUUCAUAGCUGUUUCUUGUUUUUUAACAUUCAACCUCUACUAGUACCUCAAGUUAAAAGAUUGUUACUGCAACUCUGUUGAACUGUAUAUUAUGUUCAACAUGAACUGGUUCCUAGUUCUAAAGAACUACUGUACUUUAGAAGGGUUGGGGGUAAAUGUUAUUGGACCCCUCCCCCCUUCUCCUUGAUCCUGGUGUUGUUUUAGUCUGGUGUUAUUUUUUUUAAAUGACCUUAUACAAAUUGAAAUUGGUGAUUGGGAUGUUUUAUAACUUGUUUGAAAAUGAUUGAUCAUUUAAAUGAUUGCCAUUCAAAAACCUGUCAUGACAUGUAAUCUUGGCCAGAUUUUUUCCACAUUUCAGUUUAUUGUAGUGCAUUUUCUUUUUAAAAAAAAUUGUCUUUCAUUGUUUGAAAGUUUUUUGUGCACUAUGAACAUGAUUGCCUAAUAAAGUACAUAAAGUCAAUG